Prunus armeniaca (apricot) is the source of this 240-nucleotide messenger RNA. NCBI's taxonomy places the organism in Eukaryota, Viridiplantae, Streptophyta, Magnoliopsida, Rosales, Rosaceae. The record is from the annotation of a GenBank genome assembly.
AUGGCAAAAUCUGUUGGCUCCAGCACCACAAUUGUUCUACUAAUAGCUCUCCUUCUCGUUGCUUCCAUGGAAGUGCCAGCGGUUGAAGGACAAAGAGGAUGCAAGCAGGCGAGCAAGUCGAUGACCACCUGCACAGCCCACCCAGAGUGUGACAAAAAAUGCAAAGGAGAGAAAGCAAAGAUGGGACUUUGCCGUGCUGAUGGUCCCAAAGGCAAAAAGUGCUGGUGCUACAUGUGUUAA